AUGUCGUUGGAGACGUCUCGUCGCCGUCUUAUUGUACGCACGAUCGCUGUCAAUCCGACGCGCUUCUGGGUCGACCCGGAUCCAUCGGGCUGGCACAAGUACAUACUGGACGAGUUAAUUCAGAAAAGGCUGGAGUACAGUUGCGAGCAGGUCCCAUCCAUUCGCCUCACGGCCGGGCUUUAUGCGCCACCUCGUAAAUCGGAAGAAGCCAUGGGCACGGGCAGAACGGACACACGCACGCACGCACGCACUCUGCCGACUUGCAAUUGGUUUGUCGAGACACGUCACGGUGAGGCGAACGGCCUUCCCGGACCGGAAUGGCGACGCUCAUAUAUAUUAUGA
Sparassis crispa is the source of this 342-nucleotide messenger RNA. RefSeq lists its product as hypothetical. The record is from RefSeq and is a predicted model, not a curated record. Lineage: Eukaryota; Fungi; Basidiomycota; Agaricomycetes; Polyporales; Sparassidaceae. The transcript has a single exon. The coding region runs from base 1 to 342 and encodes 113 amino acids.